Aquila chrysaetos chrysaetos is the source of this 3269-nucleotide messenger RNA. Its product is annotated as WD repeat and coiled-coil-containing protein. The record is from RefSeq and is a predicted model, not a curated record. NCBI's taxonomy places the organism in Eukaryota, Metazoa, Chordata, Aves, Accipitriformes, Accipitridae. The transcript is spliced from 4 exons. The coding region runs from base 662 to 2914 and encodes 750 amino acids. Gene Ontology annotation, molecular function: kinase binding.
GUUUAGAGGGGAGAAGUUGGUUGGGAAGGAUCUCGAGUGCUCUCCUACCGUGAGGCAGGGCCCGGUGUGCUUAAACUUAUCCCUGACAGACAUUGACUUAAUUGGCUCAUACAGAUUAUGAAAUUCAGGGGGUGCCUUCUCCCCGCCUCCAAGGUAAGCUGCUUCAAUGCUUAGCUAUCAUUUAUGGUUAGAAUUUUUCCUUAAUAGCUGACCUAAAUCUCCUUGGUUAAAACUAAGCUGAUUAUUAUCUUGCACUAUCCAGAGUAGACCUGGAGAACAAUGGAUCAGUGUUCUCUUGUCAGCAGAGUGGUGGGUGUCUGCAAGUUUCCACUCACAAUCUUCUCCAAACUGAGUGAACCCAGUUCUCGUGUUUCUCUGGUCCCUGAGCUCUGUUGGGCAUUUCCAUCAUCCUUGGACUGUUAAACCCAGAGCUAGGUGCAGUACUCCGGUGGAGAUACUGUUAGCUCUGAGGAAGUGGAGUAAUUAUCUCCCUUGUGUAUGGCAUCCCUCUUAAAAACAUUCCAGAAUGAUGCUGUCUUAUUUGGCAACAUUCUCGCAUUACUGAAAUAAUUCAGUUUGUGAUCCACUGUAAACCAGAUCCUUUUUCGCUAUACUGCUACCCAGGGAAUUACUCCUGAAGAGAUGUCUCACAUUAAAAAUCAUGGAGCUAGGAAAGGCGAAGCUUCUGAGAACUGGCCUUAAUGCCUUAUACCAAGCAAUUCACCCUGUGCACGGUAUUGCCUGGACAGAUGGGAAACAGGUGAUACUAACUUCUUUACACCUUCAUAAUGGAGAACCAAAAUUUGGUGACUCAAGUGUUGUCGGUCAGUUUGAACAUGUCCAUGGACUCUACUGGGGCCCGUGUCCCCCUGAUGCCCCAGCUCUGCUCGCUGUUCAACAUAAAAAGCAUAUCACCAUUUGGCAGCUCUGUUUUAAUGUUACAGAAAGAAAUAAGCUCUUAGUUUCUCAGAUAUGUGACAUCAGCGAGCCGUUUCCAGUGCUCCCCCAAGGCUGCGUGUGGCAUCCAAAGAAGGAGAUCUUGGCUGUGCUAACUACACGGGAUGCCUCUGUUUUACACUCUGUUCAUCUCAACAACUCCAGAAUUAAAGCAGAUAUUAAAGGCAGCGGUCUCAUCCACUGCGCUUGUUGGACAAAGGAAGGCAAUCGCUUAGUAGUGGGAGUAGGCAGUGCCCUUCAUUCUUAUAUUUGGGAUGAUGGUCAGAAAACACUGAAUGCUUGUUCUUUUUGCCCGAUCUUUGAUGUGGGAGGCUACAUCUGUGCUGUGGAAGCUACUCUGAACUUCCAAGUUGCUGUUGCCACUGAGCUUCCUCUAGACAAGAUCUGUGGCUUAAAUGCUGGUGUUGCAUUUGAAGUUCCAGCGAGCAUUGAAACAGAGUCCUUUCCCUCGCAGUCCAGCUUAUGCGGUGAGGAAGAGUAUUCCAUGGAUGGGGGGAAAAAGUCACUGGACUCUGAGAAGCCCUUGCCUGUUGUUACAUCUCCUGUGGAUCUAACUCACAUACUUUCUAGCAAGCAGGGUGCUGAUUCCAGUCCUCUCCUUCAUCUGAGGCCAAAGGACUACCUAACGGGAAGUGGCCAAGAUUCUUCACAUCUCAUCUUGGUGACUUUUGAAAGAAAGGUUACCUCUACCAAAAAAGUUAGCAUCCCAGGCAUUCUGGUUCCUGAUAUAAUGGCUUUUGACCCCAAAACUCAAACUGUAUCGGUCGCCUCCAAUACUUGUAACGUUAUUUUAGUCUAUUCACUGACUUCAUCCAAUUUACCCAAUAUUCAACAAAUUCAGCUAGAGAAAAAUGAAAAACCAAAGGGUUUGUGCUUCUUGACCAAUAAAUUGUUACUGAUACUGGUUGGAAGACAAAAAUUCACUGACCCUGCAUUUCUUCCCUCUUCAAGAUCAGACAAAUAUAUGAUCCGAUUGAUGAUUAAGGAACUAAUAUUUGAAAUGGAUCCUUCAACACCUGCAUCGGUUAAUGGGAGCUCCAAUUCGAACCUUUCAAACAUACCUCAUGAUCUCUCUACAGAUGUUCACCCUCUCAGCCGUGGACUCUUGAUACCAGAUCGUGCUGCCAUUCAGUCCCCUACUAGCAGAAGGAAACUCAUUGAAGAAAUUAAGAGUCCUGUUUAUGAACAAAGCUUGUUCUUGAACAUGAGUGACCUCAAAGAUAAAAAGAUUUCCAUGAAUUUUCCUCCAGCUGUUGAGCCUCUCGAUGCCGAACCAGUUAAUCGGACUGUGGCACUGUCUGCCGCAUCGCUGGCCUUUCCUAACAAGCCAGCAUCUCCAAAAAGGCAGGCAGAUGCAGCUUCCAAAAUACCAAAUUCUUACAAGAAUAACCUAUUAAGUGAAAAGGAGGCGAGUUACUUUUUGAAAAAUGUAGAAAAACUGUCCGGUAACUUCACAGAAUUGCAGCAUCAUCUCUGUGAAUUAACUGAGCUGCUAAAAUCUGGGAAGAGAAAUCUUCCAGUGUACCCAUCUUCUCACGAGCCCUCUUUUAUUAACAUCACCUGCCAGAAGCAGCUUUCCAGAAGUGAUUCAGAUGAAAGACGAGCUGUUAUUCUUUGUAGUGGUAAACUCCGUCUAAAUAUAGUCCAGCAGAUAUUCAAUCUCUCUCUUGUAGAAAUGCAACAUGGUUCAUCUUGGAUUGUUCUCACAGCGGACAGCGAGGGCUUUGUUCCGUUAACGUUUACAUCCACGCAGGAGAUAGUCGUAAGAGAUGCCAGUAUGAAAGGCUACAGUGCCCGUUCUUCCAAAACUUUGGACAUCAUCAGUUCUACAGAAGGGUGCAGACCCGCUUCUUCUGAAGGUCUGGAUAUCACGAGUUCUUUGGAAGUCCUCAGAGACUGCUCCUCCAAGGCCUUAGACAGCAGCAGUCCUUCAGAACAGCCCAGCAGUAAAAUGUAAUUUUUGACAGUGAUUUUGUAAUGUCUGUCUUAUAAUGGGAGACUUUUAAAUUUACUGUAUAGGGCUGCAAAUUCUAAACAACAGUCUGUCUCAAAUCUCUGUUGGAUUUCUGUAAUUUUUUUGUUGCAUAUAACUGUAAAUUAUUUAUUUGAUGCUUGGAAACAUUAACUUUUCUUUUUGUACUGAGCAGUGUUUUUUAAAUAUGCCUUUUGCAGUAUAGACCAGGUCUUUGUAUCAGUGGUUGAAAACACGUGUUCCUACAAGCUUCUGAGCUAAAGUUUCCAUCUUGGUCUUUAAUAUGUUGGUGUUUUUAGAUGAUAGUAAACUUGCAUAAUAAAGAAACCCUUGAAAACGC